This is a messenger RNA of Macrosiphum euphorbiae (potato aphid), 597 nucleotides long. The record is from the annotation of a GenBank genome assembly. NCBI's taxonomy places the organism in Eukaryota, Metazoa, Arthropoda, Insecta, Hemiptera, Aphididae.
AUGCCUCGAAGGGGAUGUUCUAAAUUUCAUCAGCUCUCAGAUCGAAGUAAAAGGAGGCGGGUGAAUGAAGAUGAAGGAUGUUCUAAUUGGACCAGUAAUUCAGAUGAUAAUUUUUCUUCAAGGCUUUCUUAUACAAAAAAAUCUUUUAACACUUCUAAGAUUAAUACCGACCCAGCUAAUGAUAUUAAUACUUUGGAUAGUUCACAGUAUAUUUUAUAUAAUCAAGUAUUUGAAGACAAUGAUCAUCUCUCAAAUGAAGAAGUUGAAUUUAAUGAUAGCAAUUAUGAAAAUAAUUUUUUAGAUUCUUCAUCUAGUGAAACCACAUUUGAAGAAUAUUCUUCUUUAGGUUUCCAAAUGAAUAAUACAUACACUUAUUGUUCUGAAUCAACCACAACACGCUCUUCGGGUAUUGAAAACUUCUUACGAAAUUGGGCUAUAAGACACAAUAUUACUUCAAGCGCUGUUUCUGAUUUAUUAGCUGGAUUAAAAGAAAAUGUUGAUAGUUUGACUAAUAUUUUGCCGUCAGACGCUAGAACAUUACUUAAAACUAAUUUAACUCUAGAAAAACUUAAUAUUAACUGUUACGACACAUCGUAA